AUGUCGAGCUCGAGCAGAACUGCAAUACUAGUUGCAUUAUCCUUGGUGGUUAUUGCCACCUUGAGCGGGCAGUGCCAAGGUGGCAGUGUGCCGCUACAAGUAGGUUUCUACCAAGGCAAAUGCCGAUCGGCCGAUGUAGAGGCGAUCGUAGGCAUGGUGGUGAAAGCACGGUACUCGAGGGGGUGUGAUGCAUCAAUUCUCCUGGACGGAAGCAACAGCGAGAAAACGGCGAUCCCCAAUCUAAGCGUGCGCGGGUACGAAUUAAUCGACGCGGCUAAAUCGGUGGUGGAAGCUAUCUGCCCUGGCCUCGUUUCGUGUGCUGAUAUCAUAGUCAUUGCCACACGAGAAGCCGUCGCUCUGGGCGGAGGAGGAAGAUACGUCGUACAAACGGGGAGACGAGACGGGGCGGUGUCUCUAGAGAAGAACGUGAAUCUUCCGUCUCCUUCGGUUUCGGUCUCGGAUUCCAUCAAAGCCUUUGCUCAGAAAGGACUUACUCCCAUUGACAUGAUUUAUCUUCUAGGUGGUCACACUGUCGGAAUCACACACUGCUCCCUCUUCCGCGACCGCCUCUACAAUUUCAAGAACACGGGUAAACCCGACCCGAAUAUGGAUUUGGAUCUACUUACAUCGUUGAGACAAAGAUGCCCGCAGAACAAUACUAGUGGCGUCGACAAUAGUGUGAAUCUUGAUCAAAACUCUUUGAGUUCAUUGACGGUUGAUAAUUCGUACUAUAGGCAAAUAGUUUCGAAGAGAGGGAUUCUACAAAUCGAUCAAGAUUUGGCUCUCGACCCGAUUACUAAGCCCACCGUCUCGGCCAUUGCUAAUGGAUUCGACUUUUCGACGAAAUUCGGACAAGCUAUGGUCAAAUUGGGCUCGAUCCAAGUACUCACGGGUAAACAGGGGGAGAUUAGGCGUUCUUGUCGAGCAAUUAACAAGCCUUAA
Molecule: messenger RNA, 942 nt
Organism: Erythranthe guttata (spotted monkey flower)
Lineage: Eukaryota; Viridiplantae; Streptophyta; Magnoliopsida; Lamiales; Phrymaceae
Source: RefSeq, a predicted model, not a curated record